Molecule: messenger RNA, 2070 nt
Organism: Naumovozyma dairenensis CBS 421
Lineage: Eukaryota; Fungi; Ascomycota; Saccharomycetes; Saccharomycetales; Saccharomycetaceae
Gene: HDA1
Product: histone deacetylase HDA1
Exons: 1
Coding region: 1-2070 (689 amino acids)
Biological process (GO): chromatin organization
Cellular component (GO): histone deacetylase complex
Molecular function (GO): histone deacetylase activity
Source: RefSeq, a predicted model, not a curated record
AUGAACGGCGGAGAAACCACGAGUAACAACGAUACGAUUAAGAAAAGAAAGAUUGAUCCGGAGUCCCGUCAAAUAAUCGUCCCACCAAGGGAUGCUCAAAUCCAUUACACACCUCUUAAGACGGGUCUAUGUUACGAUGUCAGAAUGAGGUAUCAUGCUAAGAUAUUCACUUCAUAUUUCGAAUAUAUUGAUCCUCACCCGGAGGAUCCUCGAAGAAUUUACCGUAUUUAUAAGAUAUUAGCGGAGAAUGGACUCAUUAAGGACCCCACUUUGAGUGGGAUAGAUGAUAUUGGUGAUUUGAUGUUGAAAAUACCGGUCAGAGAAGCUACUAGUGAAGAAAUUUUGGAAGUUCAUUCUAAGGAACAUUUGGAUUUUAUUGAAAGCACUUCGAAGAUGAAUAGAGAACAAUUGUUGAAAGCUACUGAAAGUGGUGAUUCUGUUUAUUUUAAUAGUGAUUCGUAUGCUAGUGCAAAACUACCUGUUGGUGGUGCCAUUGAAGCUUGUAAAGCGGUGGUAGAAGGGAGAGUUAAAAAUGCAUUGGCUGUCGUGAGACCUCCGGGCCAUCAUGCAGAACCAGAAGCUGCUGGAGGGUUUUGUCUUUUCAGUAAUGUUGCCAUUGCUGCUAAGAAUAUUUUGAAAAAUUAUCCAGAAAGUGUUAGAAAGAUUUUAAUCUUAGAUUGGGAUAUUCAUCAUGGGAAUGGGACGCAAAAGGCCUUUUAUGACGAUGAUAGAAUUCUUUACGUGUCGUUACAUAGAUUUAAAAUGGGGAAAUACUAUCCCGGCACUAUUCAUGGUAGAUAUGAUCAAACUGGCGAAGGUAAAGGUGAAGGAUUCAACUGUAAUAUCACUUGGCCAGUAGGUGGUGUCGGUGAUGCAGAAUAUAUGUGGGCAUUUGAACAAAUUGUCAUGCCCAUGGGGCGUGAAUUUCAACCAGAUUUAGUGAUUAUUUCCGCUGGUUUCGAUGCAGCAGAUGGUGAUACCAUUGGUCAAUGCCAUGUUACACCAAGUUGUUAUGGUCAUAUGACACAUAUGUUGAAAUCAUUAGCCAGGGGUAACAUGGCUGUAGUAUUGGAGGGUGGUUAUAAUUUAGAUUCCAUUGCCAUUAGUGCCUUAAGUGUGGCCAAGAUAUUAAUAGGUGAACCACCAGAUGAAUUACCAGAUGUAACAAGAGAUCCUAAACCAGAAGUAAUUGAAAUGAUCGAUAAAGUUCUUAGGAUACAAUCUAAAUAUUGGAAAUGUUUUAAAAGUAAAUUUGGUAAUGCAGGAUGUGAUUUCCAAGAACAAAUUAAUAAUUCGAUUGCAACGAAAAAUUUCCCAUUACAAAGUGCCAUUCGUCAACAACAAGUGAGAAAUUUAAGUAAAGAAUUCAACUUUUCAGAACUGCCCAUUUACAAAUCAGAAUUACCUGAAGAUACUAUACUGUGUUCUUCUAAUAUAUAUGAAUCCAAUACUAUUAUAAUAUGUGUUCAUGAUACUCCAGAGAUAUGGGCUAAACGAGAUGCUAUUCAAGGGACCAUUGAUCCAUCUUCAUCAAUUAUAGUUGAUUCCAGUCUUGAUAUGAUAAAAUGGGCCAUAGAGAGGAAAUAUGGAGUCAUUGAUAUAAAUAUUCCACAAAAUCUAUUAGAACAAGAAAAUUAUUAUUCAAUAAUAACGGCACAAGAAGUGUUAAUAAAUUUAUGGGAUAAUUAUUUAAAAUAUUUUCCUAAUGUUAAUAAGAUAGCGUUUGUUGGUAUUGGUGAUGCAUAUUCUGGUAUAGUUCAUUUAUUGGGCCAUAGAGACACAAGAUCUGUAGUGAAAGCUGUUAUUAAUUUUGUUGGACAAAAGCAAUUAAAACCUUUGGUCCCAUUAGUGGAUGAAUCAUUGGGUGAAUGGUAUUUUAAAAAUUCAUUAGUGUUUUCUAAUAAGAACCAUAUAUAUUGGGGUGAUAAAGAAAAUAAGAAACCAAGGAAGAAAUAUGGUAGAGUAUUGAGAUGUGAUACUGAUGGGAUAAGUAAUAUAAUGGAGGAAAGAUUUGAAGAGGCUACUGAUUUUAUAUUAGAUUCAUUUGAAGAAUGGAGUGACAGCGAAUAG